CUUCUAUUAAACGCGGCCGCCUCUCCUCUUCUUGGCUCAGAGCAGCGCAGAGCAGAGCAAGGAGAGGGAGAGGGAGAGGGCGAGGGAGAGAUGGGUGGCGGCAACGCGCAGAAGUCCAAGACGGCCAGGGAGAGGAACGCCGAGAAGAACAAGGCCCCCAAGGGGAGCCAGCUCGAGGCCAACAAGAAAGCCAUGAACAUCCAGUGCAAGAUAUGCAUGCAGACUUUCAUCUGCACCACCUCUGAAGCAAAGUGCAAAGAGCAUGCCGAGGCGAGGCACCCCAAGAGCGACCUCGGCCAGUGCUUCCCCCACCUCAAGAAAUAGUAGUGGUGGCAUAUGCUCAAAUCACAAAGAGAGAAGCUGUCGUAAUCCACUAGUAUUAUCAUCAUGUAUGCAGUUACUGGUUGCCUUAUGUAUGGGUCUGAACUUUGGUCUGCUGCUGCAGCAGCAGCUGCUGCUUCGGUUGUGUAAUCGUUCUCUGUCAGCCUGUUGUGCAACAAUAUUAUCUGUGUGGAUUGUGCGUGUUAUUUAAAUACGUCUCCGUGAAUGAUCGUCUUGGAGGAGGCGUUUUAUGGUC
Molecule: messenger RNA, 577 nt
Organism: Phragmites australis (common reed)
Lineage: Eukaryota; Viridiplantae; Streptophyta; Magnoliopsida; Poales; Poaceae
Exons: 3
Coding region: 91-324 (77 amino acids)
Source: RefSeq, a predicted model, not a curated record